Labrus bergylta (ballan wrasse) is the source of this 2909-nucleotide messenger RNA. NCBI's taxonomy places the organism in Eukaryota, Metazoa, Chordata, Actinopteri, Labriformes, Labridae. The record is from RefSeq and is a predicted model, not a curated record.
AUCUAUCGACGCCUGGCUCGUGCUCUCUUCUGUGUGGUGUUACUGCGCCUGAUGUGUGUGUGUGGUGUGAAUGUGUGUUGCAGGAGUUGGAGGCUGAAUCCAGGUUCUCAGAGGCAGAGUACCACUUCAUGGAGGCCGACGAGUGGAAAUCUGCCAUCAAUAUGUACAGAGUCAACGAUAUGUGGGAGGAGGCGUACAGGGUGGCAAAGACCCAUGGCAGUGAUGCAGCCCAGAAGAAGGUGGCCUACAUGUGGGCUCGCAGUCUGGGAGGAGAGGCGGCCGUCAAGCUUCUCAACAAGUUUGGCCUCAUGGAUUACGCCAUCGAGGCGGCGUGCGUUAGCCUCUCAUUUGACUUUGCCUUCGAUUUGGCUCGUCUGUCAUGUAAAGAAAAGAUCCCAGAGAUCCACCUGAAACAUGCUCUCUACCUGGAGGAUGAGGGUAAGUUUCCUGAGGCCGAGGUCGAGUUCGUCAAAGCAGGAAAACCCAAAGAAGCCGUGUGCAUGUACGUUCACAACAAAGACUGGGCCAGCGCGCAGCGGGUGGCCGAGGGACACGAUCCAGAGAGCGUGGCCGAGGUUCUGGUCGGCCAAGCCAAGUUCUGCUUUGAUCAGAAGGAUUUCCAGAAGGCUGAGGCCUUCCUGCUCCGAGCCCAGAGACCUGAAAUCGCUGUUCAAUAUUACAAGGAUGCAGAAAUGUGGAGUGAUGCCAUGCGGAUCUGUAAGGAGUAUAUCCCCAACAAGCUCUCUGUGCUACAAGAGGAGUACGAGAGGGAGACCUCCAAGAAGGGAAUCAGGGGCGUGGAGGGUCUGCUGGAGCAGGCCAGGGAGUGGGAGCAGUCGGCUGAAUACUCUCGGGCUGUGGAGUGUUACCUGAAGGUGAAGGACGACUCCAACACCAACUUGAUGGAGAAGUGCUGGAUGAAGGCUGCAGACUUGUCCAUCAAGUUCCUCAGUAAAGAUCGAGCGGUGGAGGUCGUCCUGGUGGUCGGACCGCGACUCACGCAGCUCAGGAAGUAUAACGCUGCUGCCGAGCUCUACUUAAACAUGGAUCUCAUAAAGGAGGCCAUCGACGUCUUUAUUUCUGGCGAGGAGUGGAACAAAGCCAAGCGAGUCGCCAAGGAGCUGGAGCCCAGGUACGAGGACUACGUGGACCAGAAGUACAAAGAACACCUCAAGAACCAAGGAAAAGUCGACUCUCUGGUGGGUGUGGAUGUGGUAGCAGCUCUGGACAUGUACGCAGAGAGAGGCCAGUGGGAGAAAUGUCUGGAAACAGCCUCCAAACAGAACUUUAAAAUCCUCCAUAAAUACGUGGCUCUGUACGCCACACAACUCAUCAAAGACGAAGACCCUCUGACGGCUCUGCAGCUCUACAUCCAGCACGGAGCGCCACCAAACCCCCAGAACUUUAAUAUCUACAAGCGUCUGUUCCUGGACGUCGUCAAUCUUCCCGACACCGACACACCAGGGUGUUACCGCAUGUGGGCCGAUCUGCGCGACUUUCUGCAGCAGCUGUGUGAGAACGUGUCCCGGUCCGCAGAGGCCAACUCUCCGGCUCAUGAAGACUUUGAACAGAUGCUGCUGAUCGCUCACUACUACUCCACGAGAUCUGCCGCCAGGGGAGUCGAGCAGCUGAUCAGUGUAGCGGCCAAGCUUUCGGUGUCUCUGCUGCGCCACACCGAGAUCGUUCCUGCAGACAAAGCUUUCUACGAGGCCGGCCUGGCCUGCAGGGCUGUCGGCUGGGAGAACAUGGCCUUCAUCUUCCUCAAUCACUUCCUGGAUCUCUGUGAUGCGAUUGACGAGGGGACGCUGGACGCUUUGGAUCACUCUGACUUCAUGGACACUGACAUUCCCUUUGAGGUCCCCGUCCCCACCAAACUCUGCGUCACCGACGCCCAGCGGGAGGAGAUCAGGGACUGGGUGCUGAUGGUGUCCAUGGACAACCGGCUGGAGCAGGUUCUCCCACGGGACGAGAGGAAUUCGUACGAAGCCUCGCUGGUGGCCACUAACACGGGCCUCAGAUCUCUGCCCUGUGUGCUCACCGGUUACCCCGUGCUGAGGAAUAAGGUCGAGUUCUCGCCUGUGGGGAAAGCCGCCAACAAGGACGACUGGAAUAAAUUCCUCAUGGGCACAAAGACCUCUCACAGUCCAGAGUGUCAGGACGUCCUGAAGUUUAUCAACCAGUGGUGUGGGGGUCUGGGCGCGUCUGGAUUCUCCUUCCAAUGAUAAGACACAAGAUUUAGUUUUCCUCUUCCAUGAUUAUAAUCAAUACCUCAUGAGUGAUGUCUUCUCUUCUCUGCUCUGUUACUCAUCUGUCAUUCACAUUCAAAUUAUUCCAGCUGUGAUAACAAAGUUUGAAAUGAACCACCAGAUGUUUGUUUGUUUUUCACAAUUUAUUUAUUUAUUAAGUCAACUCCUCAUUGACGUUCGAUUUUUGGUUUCAAAGUGUCAUCUCAUGGUGGUCAAAACAUGUUUUAAAGUCUUGUCUGUUCGUUCAGUUAUGUAACCCUUUUUAAAAUACACGUAUUCUUUAUUUAACAAAGUCACACUUUCAUUAAAAACCAAAAAAGAAUCAGAUUUAUAAUGAGCCUCAUAUUUCACUGCUGCACAUAAACUCCUGAUAAAGACAUUAAACCCGUAUGAAGUCGUUCAAACAUUUCUCCAGAGACGACCUCAUGACUGAGGUUCACUGCUGAAAGAAAUUCAAAGUGAUCUUUAAGACUUUUACGGAAUCAUUUCUGCUCCAGAAAAUCCUGAGAGACAGAUUUAAACGGACGGGUAAAAGUGACUCUUUAAUAAACACGUUCUUGCCUUUGCUGUUUUUUUCAGAGUAUCUAGUAAAGCCUUUAUGGUGUGUUUGAUAUGAAUGUAUUUUGUUGAAUAUUUAAAAAAUAAACAUAGUUUUCCAUCUUU